AUGGCAUCAGUGGCAGCGCACACGGACAUUGUGCAGACCGUGGCCUCCAUGCCGCAGGCCCAUUUGCGGCUUUGCCUUGGUACAAUGCAGGAACUAGCCAAAGCUGCGCCUGAUCGUGCGCGUGCUGUUCUGCUGGAGCACCCUCAGCUCUGCCAUGCACUGCUACAUGCCCAGUUCUUGUUGGGCCUCAGUCUGGAGCCGACUAUGCCGCCUGACCUAUCGGAAACCGCAGAGCUGCGAGCGGAGGCGGUGCAGCGUGCUCUGUUCAACUCCAAGAACUUGGCUGGCGGGCGCCGGGCUGCGAACGUGUCGAGAGGUAGCGCUCCAUAUCCCUCGACCAAUGUCGUCAUCCCCAGGCCUCUGGUGCCAGGCGCCCUCGGAGGCUCAGCGGGCAGAUGGUGA
Symbiodinium pilosum is the source of this 402-nucleotide messenger RNA. NCBI's taxonomy places the organism in Eukaryota, Dinophyceae, Suessiales, Symbiodiniaceae. The record is from the annotation of a GenBank genome assembly.